UAUCGUAGUCAAGAAACCCAGGGGCUAAUAUAUAGCAUUAAAUUGAUACGUACAUAUAUUAAACGUAAUUUAUUUUUGCCAAAAUGCCGUGGGAGCCAACUACAGAAUUUGAAGAUGAGAUUGUAAGUCUUCAGCCUCAACAUGAUUUUAUAUUUGCUUCAUUAUCGGAACAACCCUUCCAACCAAGGCCUCAGGCCCAUAUAGACUAUGCUCUAAGCCGAAAGAAAAGGGGAAAUUCUGAAAAUAAAUCUCCGAAUAAAGUCAACUCAAAGUUAGAGCUCAUUGGGGAAAUUCAGCGUAUAGCAGGCACUAAACCUUUAGGUGAGCAGCCGGCGUUAGAUGAUUGGGAAGAUAUUACCACGCUCGAACAAGAAAGUAUCGCUAUGAUGCGCUAUUUUGGUUAUCAUACUUCUACGGAUGAACCGUUUAACGUUGAUGUUACCUAUGCUACGCAUCCAGUGAAAAAAGGUGUUGAAAUUGCUCAUGUUGGGAGGGGUCGUAAGUUUCCUAUUCUUCUUGACGAGGAUCUAUUUGAGUUGAAACCAAAACCUAAGUUGAAUAAUGUUGACAGCAAUUCAAAUGCUGGUGAUCGGCAUCGUUCGUUAAAUGAUGUUGGGGAUAAUCGUAAGCUUGACUUACCUCCUGUUGUGACCACCUUGGCAGCAUCAUCAAGUAAUAGUUCUUUUUUUGCUGAAGAAUCAGACAAGGACUCCAAUGCACCUAUUUUGCCUUGUAAACUGGCAGAAAAACAGCGUCAUACUUUAUUAUUGAAAGGUGAAGGAAUGAACUUUUACAAAAAAUUAGACGACGAAACUUCAUCGAUGGCUGAUGAACAUAGCGUCUAUGAAACGGCCUGCUCUUCAAGCGUAUAUGAAUCGUCAAAUGAAACGAGUUUCAAAUCGUUUGAUUCCUGGCCUGCCUUAGAAUCAUCCAAAAAGGGUACCAAAAAAUCUAGUUUUAAGGUAAAUGUUACAAACGCUGACACCUCCGCUGUCCGAUCAAUUUCGUAUGCUUCCGUUGUAACGAAUGCGCAGGAAAGUGAACUAAAACCUGGAAAGAAGAAGGGAAAAAAAGCAAAUGGAAUAUCAAACGAAACUGCUUAUAGUUUUCCAUUGCAACGUUUCCUUACAUCACGUCAAAUUUGCAAAAAGAAACGUAGCCAAUCUUGAUCGUACAUAUAUAAUAUUGAAGCUUAGUUCAUUCAUGCGUUCAAAAAUAUUUCAUCUUUCCUAUGACACAUUUUUCCCACCGGCUAUUGGAAUAGUCAAAAUAAUGGAGAAAGCAAUUAAUUUCUUUUAGUUUGAUCUGACUUUCUUGUAUAUUUCAAGACAUUGUAAAAACAUUUUUAUUUUCUUCACACCUUAAAUUGCUCUCAAGGCAAAUAAAUUUCCCUAAAUCUUAUUAAAAUUAAAUUGAACUUGCGAGACGAAACAUUUCACUUCCUCAAGAUACUCUAGUUUUUUUUUAAAUAUAUCGCGAAACUAAAAUGCUUAGUUUUUCGUCUUGUAUUUACGUCGAAGUAUUUCCUUCUGAAUUUCCUUUUCUCUUCUCAUUUAUAAUUCAGAACUCGUGAAGUGCAAACGAAAAGUUACACAAAUUGAAAUUCACCUAUUUCUCGUUGGCAGAAAUCAUAGACUACAACAAUUGCGAUUGAUAUGGUGGUGGAUCACUGCUGCUUACAUCAAACAGCUUUUCGCAAUAGUUUACCCCAACUUAAAGAGUCAUCAUCAUGGCUGAUAUAAAAAACCUUUUUCAUAACAAAAGGUGUCUGUUCUCCACAUAUUCAUUUCGUAUAACGAUUUUCUCAUUUUCUAAAGUUUAGUAAAUCCAUUCUCGUUUUCAACGCAAUUCAACGAGUUCUGAAUUACAGUUUUCCUUUUACUUGUUUCAAUUUUACUGAAUUUUCAAUUAUAAGUAAGUAAAAAUAUUAAAAAAUGUCCUUCAACGCAAUAACAUCAAGUUUGUGAUGCACAAUUAAAAGAUAGAUUUACAUUUAGUAUUAUUUAAAGUAUCAUUAUGUACAAUAUUUUUAUGAAAGUGAUCUAACCACAAUUUGUAAUUUCUUUAAUUUUAGUGAGUGUUACAUUGUUUUGUUUGUUCUAUUUAUGACAAUUUUCGUAACUUCAUCCAAAAUUUCUCCAUAAUCAGGUUAUACUGCGUCAGUUAAAAUAUUUCUAAGCUAUGGUUAAAAUAAUAUGAUAAGAGCUUGGUUCAGAUUGUUUUUAUUAUUCAAUGUAAUUCUCCUAAAAACUUUUGCUUUUUUCCAAUUCAUAUAUCCCUUGGUGAGUACAAAAAGCAAUUGGCGACGGGAAAAAAAUUUUAAGCCCAAUCUGGCCACGAAAUUUUAAGCCCAAUCUGGGCAUAAAAAUUUUUUUUAAAUUUCAACUUGA
Glossina fuscipes is the source of this 2390-nucleotide messenger RNA. RefSeq lists its product as uncharacterized. NCBI's taxonomy places the organism in Eukaryota, Metazoa, Arthropoda, Insecta, Diptera, Glossinidae. The transcript has a single exon. The coding region runs from base 84 to 1169 and encodes 361 amino acids. The record is from RefSeq and is a predicted model, not a curated record.